This is a messenger RNA of Monodelphis domestica (gray short-tailed opossum), 993 nucleotides long. It is a transcript of the gene CLDN17, whose product is annotated as claudin 17. Gene Ontology annotation, molecular function: structural molecule activity. Gene Ontology annotation, cellular component: membrane; bicellular tight junction. The record is from RefSeq and is a predicted model, not a curated record. Lineage: Eukaryota; Metazoa; Chordata; Mammalia; Didelphimorphia; Didelphidae.
AUGGCUUUGAAUCCCCUGCAAAUUUCUGGACUGGUUCUCGGAUUCCUCGGCAUGGUUGGGACUCUUGCUACAACUCUUCUGCCUCAGUGGAGAGUGUCUGCCUUCAUUGGGAGCAACAUUGUGAUAUUCGAAAGGAUCUGGGAAGGACUCUGGAUGAAUUGUAUCCAACAAGUCAAUGUUAGAUGGCAGUGCAAAUACUACAGCUCUAUUCUGGCUCUCCCACCUGCCUUGGAAGCAGCCCGAGCGCUGAUGUGUGUGGCAGUUGCCCUGUCCUUGAUUGCCUUGUUGGUUGGCAUCUGCAGCAUGAAGCAAGUUCAGUGUACUGGCUCUAAAGAGCAUGUCAAAGCUUACUUCUUGGGAGCAUCUGGAGUCCUUUUCAUUCUAACAGGGAUCAUCGUUCUUAUUCCUGUGUCCUGGACAGCCAAUCUCAUCAUCAGGGACUUCUACAAUCCAACCAUCCACGUAGGACAGAAACGGGAGCUGGGAGCUGCACUCUUCCUUGGCUGGACAAGUUCAGCAGUUCUCCUUAUUGCAGGGGCUCUUCUUUGUAGUGUUUGUUUUUGCAAAAGAAGAACGAGGAGGCACAGAUGCUCAGCACCAAGACACCGAGUGCACUACAAACCUCAGAACCAAGAUAUGACGGCAAGUAAGACCUCUAUCAGUUAUGUCUAGCACCUGCUAGCUCAGAAUAUGGACUUAGGUCAAGGCUCUGCUUAUUUAUCUCUCUCUCGAAACUGUAAGAUUGGAAAGAGGGAGAGGUUGGUGGUCCAUGACUGGUUAUAAAUUGUGGUAGAGCCCAUAAAGGAUUGUGUUCUUUCACCAGAGUUAAGAAUAAAAAUUAUUUUUAACAAGUAGUCAAUUCAUUUUAAAUGAUUUGCUUACUGUUGAAACUGAGUAAUCUUCAUCUCUACUUCUGCUUCUGCCCAAAAUGCCUAGUGGCCAUGUAGACCUGAUUUUUUUGUCCUGUGAUGGAAAUUCUUAUGCCAUGGGGGG